AUGUCUUCCGAGUCUGGUCAACCUGACGCAGCACCUCCUUCUGAUGCCGUCCUCGAAAAGACCUUACGCGACAUUGUGCGCAAGGCCGAAGUCGAUCCUAUAACUGUCAAAAGAGUGCGCACCGCUGCCGAGGAGCGUCUAGGACUUGAUGCUGGUUUCUUCAAAAGCCAUGACGAGUGGAACGAAAAGAGCAAGNNGGAAAUCAUAGAAGACGCUUUCACAAAGCCAGCUUCUAAGCGCCAGAAGCGCUCCGUUUCUGGAUCAGAACAAUCUGACUUCGAAUCCGAACCAGAGCCUGAGCCUAAGCCUAAGCCCAAACCUAAGCCAGCUCAAAGCAAGUCGCAGACUAUGAUUUCGGACGAUGAAGAAGAGCAAGACGGUUCCAAUGCCGAGGUCCAGGAAAAGGAGGUUGCUGCUGGUCACGAUUCCGAGAGCGAGAUGUCGCGAAAGCCGCCAAGNGCUGCUGCUAAACCUUCCGAGCUCAGCGAAGAGGAUCAAACUAUUAAGCGGUUGCAGAGCGAGCUUGUAAAGUGCGGUGUGCGGAAACUCUGGCAUCGCGAGCUAGCCAGUUACGACACACCAAAAGCUAAGAUAGGCCAUCUGAAGCAGAUGCUGAAGGAUGUUGGCAUGACUGGACGUUUCUCUGAGCAGAAGGCCAAGGCCAUCAAGGAACGAAGAGAACUUGAGCAGGACCUGGAAGCCGUGCAAGAAGGAGCAAAGCAAUGGGGCAAUGAUGACGACGAUGGAUCCGAGUCUGAAGAUGCACCCCGACCUCAACGCAGAGCAGCUGCAAAUCGUUUUGUCGACUUUGGCGAAGACGAUGAAGAUGAUGAUGACUAA
Aureobasidium musti is the source of this 840-nucleotide messenger RNA. The record is from the annotation of a GenBank genome assembly. NCBI's taxonomy places the organism in Eukaryota, Fungi, Ascomycota, Dothideomycetes, Dothideales, Saccotheciaceae.